GUAUUUUUCUGUCGGUUCGUUUUGUCAGGUAGUUAGAUCGGCAUUAGUCCUGUAUAUCUGGCCCAGCCAUCUGUCAAAUUUGGUAGAACGAAUCUCCUAGUUUGCUAUUCCAGCGCUGUGUUAACAAUGUCGAUAAACGGAUUUCGUCGUAUCAGAUGUAAAUUUAAAACCUAAAAUAAAUUAAGAGUUAGUUGGUGCGUGGAAUUCCAAUUGAUAGGAAAUAGAUUAACUGUAAUUCAGAGCGUAUUAAGCUUGACACGUUGACAGCUGACGAGAAUGCAGGAUCUCCAGAACAAAGUGAUACGUAUUUAACUGUGCGGACGAACUCAGCAUACUGAUAUUCAGAAAUGUUACAUAUAAGCCAGAAACAUUGUUUUAGAGGCUUUUAUAUUGUAACGACCGACAGAAUAAGAUGUCCCAAGUAUGCUGGUCAUCUUCAUUAGCUUCCUUCGUUGCAUGGACAACAUAGUUGUUGCUUUAAGAUAAAACUUCAAGAAAAUGUCGCGUUGGUUUACAAAUGACUGACUGCUGCUGCUAGCAAUAUGGACCUCAAAUUUUGCCUAAUUUUCUGCUUCUUUGGGCAUGGCUGUUUUGCCCAUCUCUUACAAGGACUAUAUUGCGGCCUGGAGAACUGUUAUGAACUUUUAGAUGUAACGCGGCAAUCCACAAAGCAAGAAAUAGCUCGAAAUUAUCGGCAAUUAGCCAAAAAAUAUCACCCAGAUUUGCACAAAGGAGAAGCGGACAAAAAAGUUGCUGAAGAGAAGUUUAUGAUAAUUGCAAGAGCCUAUGAAACGCUCAGAGAUGAAGGUUCCAGAGCCGAUUACAACUAUAUGCUGGACAACCCGGACGAAUACUAUUCUCAUUAUUACCGAUACUUCAAACGAAGAACAAAAAUUGACGUUCGAUUGGUGGUGCUUGUGUGCAUAAGCAUCAUAUCUAUUGUUCAAUAUUUUUCAAGAAAACAACGAUACGAAGAGGCUAUUAAAUAUUUUAUGACUGUACCAAAGUAUCGCAACAAAGCACUGGAAAUAAUUAACCAAUCACAGGAUGGUGUUAAAAAGCUCAGCAACGACCGGCUGUCGUCCAGACGAAUCCUCUACGGCCUCGUCCUAGUCUUCCGUCAGCUCUGCAACGACGUGUUGUAGCUCAGACUGACCAGC
Culex pipiens pallens (northern house mosquito) is the source of this 1160-nucleotide messenger RNA. Its product is annotated as dnaJ homolog subfamily C member 25 homolog. The transcript has 4 exons. Gene Ontology annotation, cellular component: endoplasmic reticulum membrane. The record is from RefSeq and is a predicted model, not a curated record. Lineage: Eukaryota; Metazoa; Arthropoda; Insecta; Diptera; Culicidae. Gene Ontology annotation, biological process: protein folding. Bases 543 to 1145 code for a protein of 200 amino acids.